GUUAUUAAUUAUAAAUGGCAUUUGGUGCAUCAUCUGCAACAGAUGGGCCAAAGGAAUCUAAAAGAAAAAAAGUUGACAACAAUGAUAAAAAAAAAGUCAAAUUGUCACAAUAUGCCUGCAAAGUAUUUUGCCUUGAUGGCUCAGAAAUUUCAUCUAAUGUUGAUAAAUCAAGCAAAGGAGAAGUUCUUUUCAAUAACGUUGUUGCUACUUUAUCUAUUACGCAAAAGGAAUAUAUGGGUUUAUUGUUUUUUAAUGAGACUGGAGUCAAGUGCUGGUUAGAUAUUCACAAAGAAAUGAAACAUCAGAUAGGAGAUGCUGACGCAAAAUUUUAUUUUCGAAUUAAGUUUUAUGAGCCUGAACCUACAAGAAUUUAUGAUGAGUUUACACGCUAUUUGUUGUACCUACAACUUCGAGAUGACUUUGUUAAUGGCAGAUUACUUGUCAGUCAAAGUACAUAUGCAAUUCUGGGUUCCUACACACUUCAAGCCGAGGUUGGAGAUUUCAAUUUCUCAGACACCAAAAGGGAUUAUUUGAGAAAUUAUCAGUUUUCACCAAAUGAUGAUGAAUGGAUUUUGGAUAGAGUUUAUAACCUGCAUAAAGAUCGAUGUGGUCAAUCUCCGGCACAAGCAGAAUUAAACUUUCUUGAAAUUGCAAAAAAAGUACCAAAGUAUGGUGUUGAUAUGCAUCAUGCAUAUGUUGAUUUAAAACCAGUUGAAGUUGGGGUAGCAGCAUUAGGAAUCAAUAUAUAUGAAGGGGAAAAUAGAAAAAAUAUUUUACAAUGGCAAAGUAUUGAUGUACUUUCUUAUAAGAAACGUAAGAUGACUGUUAAACUAAAGCAGGGUUUAGUAGAUGAGGAUAACAAAAAGAAGCCAAAAUUAUUAUACUGUUUUUUGUUUGACUCAGCAAAACUGUGUAAACAAUGCUAUAAGUCAUGUGUUGAGUACCACACCUUUUUCAGAUUAACUCACCCUGACUCUCCUAGAAAGAAAACAGAUAAAUUAAAACCUGGCUCUAGUUUUAGAUACAGUGAUCGUACAUUAUAUCAACUACGUCAAAGAUCUGCUACUGAGAACGGUUCAAAUCGUCGUUUCAAUAGAACUCCUAGUAUUAAAAGUAAAGAUAAAAAUGAAAAAAUAGAACCUCAAAAGAAUGACUCCAGAAAUAAAGAUAAAGAAGUUUCCAGUGUGCUUGAUGUACAGGUGCAGUAUGAAGAAGUUGAUAUUGAUAGUGAAAAUUACAAUGACCGUGAUUUUGAUCCUAAAGAAUGGGAAAUCGUUGAUAAAGUUUGUGCAAAUGGUGUUCUUAAAAAGAUUUGUAGAAGAAAAAUUCCUUUAAAGUAUGACCAGGCAUUUCAAGAAAAUCAACAAGAUAAAAAGGAAACUUUUGAAAUUGAGUAUAUACCACUUCAAUAUGAAGAGAUUGAGUUUGAUAAACAAAUUCUUAAUCAUUAUGUUUACGACCCAUUGGAGUGGCAAGAAGUUGAAAAAAAAUUUCCUGAUGGUGAAGUAAAGUAUUUUCUUCGCAAAAAUUUUGUUGUCCAAAUUAAAAAAUUUGUUAUCGAGAAUAAUAAAAAGUAUGAAGUUUUAGAAGAAUUUCCAUUGCAUGAAGAAGAUAUUGUAAACUAUGAAGAAGUUUUGUAUAAUGAACAUGACAGUUUCGAUAAAAAGGAAUGGGAAAUUGUUGAAAAACCAUUCCCAGAUGGAACAAAAAAGUUGAUCAGACGAAAGACUUUAUCAAUAACUCCACAAAGGUUUGUUACAAAAAAAGAUGGAGAAAAAUUCAAUGUUUUUGAUCAUAUUCCAGUUGUUAACCAAGUAUCGUCAUCUGAACUUGAAGCAUCUUCAAAAGAUAUUGAAUUAAAUGAUACAAAUCCAGAAUCGUUACAAUAUAAUGCAAAUGAAUGGGAAGUUGUAAAACAAUAUUAUCCAGAUGGUUCUAAAAAAACAAUUCGACGUCCAAGGAAUGCAAAAGCUAUUAAACAAUGUAAAAUUCUUGUCAAAGAAAAUGCCAAUGAGAUUAUUUCAGAUGCCAAUGUUGUUUUUGUUGAGGAAAUCUCUCCUAAAGUAAAAGAUAGAAACAAAGUUAUACCAGAGGAAGGUAGUUUUGUUAAAAAAGAAGAAGUUAACAAAAGUUUUACUGCUAUUUCAACAAAACCAUUUGUAUUUGAACCAUUUAUCAAGGAAGAAUGUCCUUAUGAAGAUGAUCCUGUUGAGUAUGAGGAGGUUGAUAUUGAUCCGAAUAAUCCCGAAUCACUUGCCUUUGAUUUAACGGUUUGGGAAGUAAUAGAAAGAAAAAUGCCAGAUGGCAAAAUUAAAAAAGUGCGAAGGCGUGUAGUUAUUGUGAAGAAAAAGAAUGUUAAUGAUUUUGAAAAAGAAAUAACAAGUAAAGAAACAAAAGAAAUACCUGUUGAAGAAAAUCUUAUUGAAGAUAAAAAUGUUUACCAGGAAUAUGGUGAAAAUGAUGAUGAGGAAGAAGAAGAAUGUGCAGAACCUGUUUUAGUGGAAGAAGGACCACUGCAAUAUGAAGAAUUCGAAAUUAUUGAAAAUCAACCAAAUAACAUUGAUAUAGAUCCUUCAGACUGGGAAAUUGUUCAAAAAGAAAAUGAUAAAGGAGAAGUACGUAAAUGCUACAGACGAAUGAUUGGAAUAAAAACAAUUAAAAUGCAAAAGAUUACCCAUAAUUCAAUUGAUGUUGUGUCAAAUAAAGCUAAUGAUACCAGUGCUCCUAUUUUAGUUGAAGAAAUUCCAGUUGAAUAUGAGGAGUUUCCAUUGGAUAACUCAGAUCUUUAUGAUCCAAAGGAUUGGGAAAUCGUUGAGAAAACUCAACCAAAUAUGCAAAUCAAAAGAUGUCGACGACGAAUUAUUGUAAAGCCUUUAUCUAAGAACAAAUUUUUUCUUCAUCCUGAUGGAAAUAUUGAGCCAGUUUCCUGUGAAAAUCUCAAAGAAGAUGGACCUUUAUUAUUCUAUUUAAAAGCUCAUCAAGAUAUAACACCAAUUCAACCAAAUGAAGAAGUUGUUGCUCAUACAACUAAUAGUACAACCAUUAAAGUUUGUCAGCAGUUUAUUGCUACCAAACAAGUGAAAGCUUUUCGAAUUUUUAUUCAUGCAGAUGGAUCUAGAGAUAUUGAACAAAUUUCUCAAAAUGCUCCUUCUAUUGAAGAAGAGCUUUCUGUAAAAUGUGAAGAAGUAGAUGAAACAGAGUCUACUCCCUUAAACAAUGAUGAGUGGCAAUCAGCAGAAGUUUUAUCACCAUCUGGAGUAGUUAAAAAGAUUAGACGACGCAUUUUGCCAUUAACAUUAAAAAAAAAAGUUUUCUUAAUUCGACCUAAUGGUAAUAAAGAAGAGGUUUGUGAUGAUUCAGUGGAGCAAGAUAGUGAGUGGGAAGAAAUCAUGGAAAGUGACCCUGCACCAUCACAUUUGAAUCCAAAUGAAUGGCAAUUUGAGGAUAGACUACAACCUGACGGAUCAAUAAAAAGGUUUAAAUGUAGAAUUAAAGUAACUAGUGAGAAAAAAGUACCUGAAAUCAAGUCCCGGGAAGUGCCUAACACUUCUGUCACAUAUGCACCCCAAAAACAACCAUUCCAAAAAAAUGAUGCUGAUAAAAACUCAGAAGAAGAUCCAAAGCAGUGGGAAGUAAUUCAAAGCCUAGGACAUGGGAGUGUUAAUAUACGAGUUCGUCAGCGUCCAGUAGUUAGUGUUUCAAGUUAUAUAAAUAAUGAUGAUUCUGAAAGUGAUGUGAAUGAAAGCAUGGAUGAUAUUUUAAGCCAAAUGAACGAUUUAUCAAAAAGUCUUGCAGAGGAUGAUACAAAAGCAGAGAGUGAUUUUAAUUCUUCUAUUACCAUAAGUAUAAAUAAAAAAGAACAUUUUGAUAAAAAAAAUGAAUUACUUGAUAAAGAAAAAAUAAACUUAGAAGAGGGACAAAAAAUAAACUUAGAAGAGAGGCAAAAAACUGAAGAUAAGGAUCAAGAUUGGAAAGAAAACCAAAGAGCUAAAGUCAAAGAAGAGGAGAUGCGUGAAGCAAACAAAGUAGAAUUGUCAUCUCUUUUUAAUCUUCCAGAUAUCGAUGAUGAAUCAUUCAAUGAUUCUUAUAAAAAUGACAGGUAUAAUGAUGCUGAUGAAGUUUCAAAAGACUUUUCAAAUAAUACAAAAGUGAUUUUCUCUAUAAAUAUGAGUAAAUUGGAAAAUAAAACACAUAGAAAUUCUUACAAAUCUGACAGUUUUUUGUUGGAUAGAAAACAUUCUUCAUUAGAAUCAGAUGUCUCUUCAGUAGAUGAACCAGAAGCAAGAUAUGUUGUAACACGUCAAGAUCAAGCAGAUUAUCGACAACCAUUAGAAAGUGGACCUCAUACAGAAAUACUUUACACAGUAACAGAUGUUUCUAAUGUUGAGCAAGGCAAAGGUGGUUUUGUAAAAGCAGUAAGAGAAAAACAUGAAAACAUUGCAUCUGUAGAAAAAAAAUCCUAUCGGUUGUCGCUUACUAACAAAGAUUUGGCAAAAGUCCAUCAUAGUGAUUUACCGAAAGGUCAUGUACCAACAAAAACUAUGAGCUUCAAAGAAAAUGCUGAUACCGUUAUUAUCACUUAUAAUCCUCCUUCUGUUGAUGUUAAAGCAACUAUUGUUCGACCAGCUUCUUCUGAACUCCCUGAUGAAGAAAAUCUAAUCAUUAAUAAAAAAGUUUCUGAAGAAUCUUGUUUGCCAAAUGAUUUUAUAGAAUCAUCAGACAUUCCAGUUGUUGAUACUCAUUCUGUUGUUUUUAUGGAACCUGCUGAUGUUGAUAGAAAGAUUUGUUUGGAAGAUGUGCUUUUGGAAACAAAGACAUUGCAGAUUCAAGAUAACGAUACUCAGUUAUCUCCUCAAAAUGUUCAAAUCAUAACUCGCGUACUACCUACUGAGGUUAUCACUCAAACUAUUGUUUACGAAGCUGAUCAUUCAUUAUCCCAAGAUGAACUUGACGGUUUAUUCGACAAACAAACAAUCACUUCUACUACUGUGACUACUACUGUUCAAAAAAUUUCUGGUGAAACUGUAACUCAUGAGACUGGUUAUCAGUUUGAGAAGCCUGAAGACGAAAUUGAAAAGGCGAUUCAUUCAGCUUUAUUUCGCGCAAACAAUUGCAUAGAAAAUAACGAAACAGGUUUUGUAGUUACUGAAGAGGGAAAAAUAAAAGAAGAAGAAAGAAGUGGCAUUGAUGAUGAAAUGAGUAAAACAUCAGGACUUAGCGGUGAAUGUUGUGAAUAAGUUCUUGCAACAAGAAAAGAAGAACAUAAUACUGUUGUGUAUAUAAUUGUGUGUCUACCAAAUCUUAAUAAGUACUUGUAACCGAGCCUCCAAUGAUUUCGAUAGAUUUCGUUUAUUUUUUAUAAUAUGCACAAAGCACAAGUAAUUAAUUUUAUCGAUUUUUGCACAUCAAGUUUAUAACGCUGCUAAAAACUAACUGUAGUUUAUUUUACUUGUUAAAUGUUGUUUAUGUCAAUAUGGUUUUCGAAGCCAAACCAUUAUUGACAGAUUCUUUUGUUCAAAUAUAUUGUAAAUAUGCUUAUAAAUGCAAAAUUUUAUAAAAUUAA
Hydra vulgaris (swiftwater hydra) is the source of this 5563-nucleotide messenger RNA. RefSeq lists its product as uncharacterized. Gene Ontology annotation, cellular component: plasma membrane; cytoskeleton. NCBI's taxonomy places the organism in Eukaryota, Metazoa, Cnidaria, Hydrozoa, Anthoathecata, Hydridae. The record is from RefSeq and is a predicted model, not a curated record.